GCAAAAAGAGAAAGAAGGGACAGACACAGUCACAGCAGAGAAACACGAACGUCUUCUACCAAAGUCAUCGAGUGUCUCGGGAGAAACGCGCCGAGUCACUGGGCAAUGGCCGCCAGUUUCGUGGCUGCACCGUCUGGUUCACCGGCCUCUCCUGCGCCGGGAAGACCUCCAUCUCGAUGGCGGUGGAGGACUACCUGGUGCGCCACCAGAUCAACGCCUACGUCCUCGACGGCGACAACAUCCGCCAUGGGCUCUGCUCCGACCUCGGUUUCAGCAAGGCCGACCGGAAGGAGAACAUUCGCCGCAUAGCGGAGGUGUCCGCCCUGGCCGCCGACGGCGGCACCAUCAGCCUGGCCAGCUUCAUCAGCCCCUUCGCCGAGGACCGGGCGCGGGCGCGGGCGAUUCACGAGAAGGCCGCCCUCACCUUCCUCGAGUGCUUCGUCGACACGCCGCUGGAGGUGUGCGAGCGGCGGGACAUCAAGGGGCUGUACAAGAAGGCAAGGGCGGGGCAGAUUGCCGGCUUCACCGGCAUCCACCAGGCCUACGAGCGCCCGGAGGCGCCCGAUCUGGUGCUGAAGACGGCGGAGGAGACGGUGGAGCAGUGCGUCCAGCGGGUCAUUGACCUGCUCAUUAAGAAGGGCAUCAUCAACCUCGACCUGGUGAACGACGAGCACGAGCUCUUUGUGGCGGAGGCGGAGCUGCCGGGGGCGCUGGCUCGGGCCGCCCGCCUGCCCACGCUGGAGCUGAAGACGAUCGAUCUGCAGUGGGUGCAGGUGCUCUCCGAGGGCUGGGCGACGCCCCUCAAGGGUUUUAUGCGCGCCGACGAGUACCUGCAGUGCAUUAACUUUGGCCUGCUGAUCAAGGACAAGAUCCACAAUCAGACGAUACCGAUUGUGCUGGCGAUUGAUGAGGCGGCCAAGGGGAGGAUUGAGGAGAAGAAGGGCGUCACCCUGACCUACGGCGGCCAGGCGGUGGCCCUCCUCGAGGACUACGAGAUCUUCCCGCACCGGAAGGAGGAGCGGGCGGCGGCGGUCUUCAAGACCACCAACCCCGGCCACCCCUCGAUUCGCAUGAUCCUGGACAGCGGCGACUGGCUGAUUGGCGGCGACCUGAGGGUGCUGGUGCGGAAGGUCGUCUGGGGGGACGGCCUGGACGCGUACCGCCUCAAGCCAAGUGAAAUCAGGGCGCGGCUGAAGGCGAUGCAGGCGGACGCCGUCUUCGCCUUUCAGCUGCGCAACCCCAUCCACAACGGCCACGCCCUGCUGAUGACCGACACGAAGCGGCAGCUGCUGGCGCGGGGCUACCAGAAGCCGGUGCUGCUCCUCCACCCGCUGGGCGGCUGGACCAAGGACGACGACGUCCCGCUGGCCGUCCGCAUCCGCCAGCACCAGGCCGUCCUCGAGGCGGGCGUCCUUGAGGCAGGUAGCACGCUGAUGGCCAUCUUCCCCUCGCCGAUGUCCUACGCGGGCCCCCGGGAGGUGCAGUGGCACGCCAAGGCGCGCCUGGUGACGGGCGCCAACUUUUACAUUGUGGGGCGGGAUCCGGCGGGCAUACCGCACCCUGAUUCACUAAUUUCCGGCGGAAAGUCCACCGACCUCUACGACCCCGACCACGGGCGGAAGGUGCUGCGGAUGGCGCCCGGGCUGGCCAAGUUUGAGAUCAUUCCCUUUCGGGUGGCCUCCUACAAUGUCAAGCAGCGGAGGAUGAUGUUUGAGGAGGAGGGGGAGGGGGAUGGCCUGACCGACCCAGCUGACUUUGAGCGCAUCUCGGGGACGAAGAUGAGGGCCCUGGCUAGGGCCGGCCAGUCGCCGCCCGCCGGCUUCAUGGCGGAGGCCGCCUGGAAGGUGCUGGCGGACUUUUAUGCCGCGGAGGGAGGCAAACAAAAGUGA
Messenger RNA from Rhagoletis zephyria (snowberry fruit fly), 1889 nucleotides. The record is from RefSeq and is a predicted model, not a curated record. Lineage: Eukaryota; Metazoa; Arthropoda; Insecta; Diptera; Tephritidae.